UUUGCAGACAGAAAAAGAAAGAAGCCGAAAUGCGUGAGUACGAAAAGCUUGAUAAGCUGGCCGACAGGGGUAAUGCUCGAAAAUUCUACGAACAAAUGCGGCGGCUUACAGAAGGUUUCAAAACCGGAGCAUACUCUUGUAGAACCCCCAAAGGUGAUCUAGUCACCGAUGCCCAGAGCAUACUUAGAUUAUGGAGGGAACACUUCUCCAGCCUGCUGAAUGGCAGUGAACACAACACCAGGAGAUGGCGAACCCGAUUCCCUAAUCGAUGACGAUGGAGCAGACGUUCCAUUGCCCGACCGUGAAGAAGUUCGAAUAGCCAUUACCCGUCUGAAGAACAACAAAGCGGCGGGGGCUGAUGGAUUGCCGGCCGAGCUAUUCAACCACGGCGGCUAAGAACUGAUAAGGAGCAUGCAUCAGCUUCUUUGUGAAAUAUGGUCGGACGAAAGCAUGCCCAACGAUUGGAAUUUAAGUGUGCUCUGCUCAAUCCAUAAAAAAGGAGCCUCCUCAACAUCGCAUAUAAGGUUCUAUCGAGCGUAUUGUGUGAAAGAUUAAAGCCCACCGUCAACAAACUGACUGGACCUUAUCAUUGUGGCUUUAGACCUGGCAAAUCAACAACCGACCAGAUAUUCACCUUGCGCCAAAUCUUGGAAAAGACCCGUGAAAGAAGAAUUGACACAUACCACCUCUUCGUCGAUUUCAAAGCUGCUUUCGACAGCACGAAAAGGAGCUGCCUUUAUGCCGCGAUGUCUGGAUUUGGUAUCCCCGCAAAACUAAUACGGCUGUGUAAACUGACGUUGAGUAACACCAAAAGCUCCGUCAGAAUCGGGAAGGACCUCUCCGAGCCGUUGGAUACCAAACGAAGUUUCAGACAAGGCGACUCCCUAUCGUACGACUUCUUCAACCUGCUUCUAGAGAAAAUAGUUCGAGCUGCAGAACUAAAUAGAGAAGAUACCAUCUUCUAUAAAAGUGUACAGCUGCUGGCGUAUGCCGAUGAUAUUGAUAUCAUCGGCCUCAACACCCACGCCGUUAGUUCUGCUUUCUCCAGUCUGGACAAGGAAGCACAGAAAAUGGGUCUGGCAGUGAACGAGGGCAAAACGAAAUAUCUCCUGUCAUCAAACAAACAAUCGUCGCACUCGCGACUUGGCUCUCACGUCACUGUUGACAGUCAUAACUUUGAAGUUGUAGAUAAUUUCGUCUAUUUAGGAACCAGCAUUAAUACCACCAACAAUGUCAGCCUGGAAAUCCAACGCAGGAUUGCUGUUGCCAACAGGUGCUACUUCGGACUGAGUAGGCAAUUGAACAAAAGCCAACUCUAUAUGUCGCUCAUAAUUCCCGUCCUGCUAUACGGUGCAGAGGCUUGGACGAUGACAGCAACCGAUGAGUCGACGUUACGAGUUUUCGAGGAGAGGUUCUGCGAAAGAUUUAUGGUCCUUUGCGCGUUGGCCACGGCGAAUAUCGCAUUCGAUGGAACGAUGAGCUAUACGAGAUAUACGACGACAUUGACAUAGUUCAGCGAAUUAAAAGACAGCGGCUACGCUGGCUAGGUCAUGUUGUCCGGAUGGACGAAAACACUCCAGCUCUGAAAGUAUUCGACGCAGUACCCAUCGGGGAAGCAGAGGAAGAGGAAGACCUCCACUCCGUUAGAAGGACCAAGUGGAGAAGGACCUGGCUUCGCUUUGAAUAUCCAAUUGGCGCCACGUAGCGAAAAGAAGCAACGACUGGCGCGCUGUUGUUAACUCGGCUAUAAUCGCGUAAGCGGUGUCUACGCCAAUUAAGAAGAAGAAGAAGAUGUUAAACUAAUCGAUCUAAACGAUUUUGUCUGGUAGUUUUCUUUUCCCAGAUUAGGCGCUUACUCUAAAUGGGUAUAAGCAUUAUAUAUAACAACAAGCAACGCAGUGAAACAGUAGAUCAUUCUGCAGAAGUGCGGGAAAUAUAUAGUCCGGACCGGCUGAUUUAAAAGGCAUAAAAGAUUUGGUAACCAUUUAUUGGGUGAACACAAUACCAUCAUCUUGACAGAGUAGUAUGACAGGUUCGAAAUAUCUCGCAUCAGGCUGUGGAAAAUAAGUAUCUUGUAACUUUGAGUCAGGUCCUUCCUAAACCUCUUGGUAAAGGUCGGUUGUGCUACCUUUAUUCAUUGUAUUAUUUCCUUAGAAUUGUUGUGCUCGAACAGAUCCAUUUUUUUGCAUACUACUAUUCUUUCUGCUGUGAUAGAAACCGCCACUUCUCUCCAUCUGCGCAGUUGACGAUGGGGUGCUCGGGUUUUCUCUGGAAGACGCUUUAAUCGAUGGCAAUUCCAUUCGCCUUCUCGUCCGCGCCAUUCCAUAGUAUACAACGUCGGGGGCAACACUCCGACGAAGGUAUUGUCGCAACCUGGCGGUGACAAAUCCUGAACUUGACGGUGGAGAACUGCAAGCGAGCCCUACCAACAAUAGACUGGAAAAAUGUGUAUGGAGUAUGGGUCUAUACCCAUAGCAGCAUCUUUAAAAUUGUCUUCGUGGACGUUACAGCCAGUCUCCACCUUGGAGGCCGUUCGUUACCAUAGACUAUCUUCCACUUCUCGAAUGGCUGACUCUAAACUUUUGUCCACCCAAUAGCGAUUGCUACUACGCCGUAAAAUGAUGCUUGAAAAAGUAAUGAAAAACACAAGAAAAAUAUGAACGAAAUAAAUUUUCUUAAAAUCUUCUUUUAACAUAACAAUCUGAACUGAUUCAUCUACAUCCCAACAUGAUGAAUGACGUAAUCUUUAUUAUAUGAGCCUUGGGUGCACCCUAUAUAUAGACAUAGCCAUCAGAUUCAAUCAUUGAAAUGUAGAAAAAUAAAAAUAAAAUCGAAAAUUUUCACAUCAAGCUAUCAAUUAUAAAUAAUGUUUUGAUCUCGUCGAAGGAUUUAUAUCUAAUAACGCAAUGGCUGCAGCUUCAACAUCUGAUAGUACGGACGUCGUUUUCAAGCAACACAAAGUUGUCCCUGACGUCAUACCAGUGGCGCCGAAACAAUAUCUAAAGGUCAGUUACAAAAAUGUAUUGGCUGAAAAUGGAAAGGAGCUAACACCAACACAGGUGGCAACACAGCCCUCGAUCGAGUGGAAUGCCGAAAACGAUGCUUUUUAUACGAUAAUUAUGACAGAUCCGGAUGCACCAAGCCGCAGCAAUCCGAAAUUUCGUGAAUUUAAUCACUGGUUGGUUACCAAUAUUCACGGAACGGACAUUAGUAGUGGUGAUGUCUUAACCGCGUAUGUAGGGUCUGGCCCACCACAGGGGACUGGUCUCCAUCGAUAUGUUUUCUUAGUAUACAAACAACCAGCCGAAAUACGCUUUCUGGAAACUCGCGUACCAAAAAAUAGUAGUCAAAAUAGACCGAACUUUAGUGCAACGAAAUUUGCGAAGAAAUAUAAAUUGGGUGAGCCCAUUGCAGGAAAUUUCUUUCAGGCGCAGUGGGACGAGUAUGUUCCUACUGUGCAUAGGCAAUUAUCUGGAAAGAAGUAAACUUAAGUGUAGUUUGA
Messenger RNA from Bactrocera neohumeralis, 3502 nucleotides. Its product is annotated as protein D2-like. The record is from RefSeq and is a predicted model, not a curated record. The transcript is spliced from 3 exons. Bases 2907 to 3485 code for a protein of 192 amino acids. NCBI's taxonomy places the organism in Eukaryota, Metazoa, Arthropoda, Insecta, Diptera, Tephritidae.